UUUAUGCAAACUGGAACGAUGAGUAAGACGGAUAAUAAUUGUCGUGUUUUUAAUAAAUUGUAUCAUAUUUUUGGAUAAAUUUUAAUAUAUACGCAAUUAUAUUUUUUUAAGAACAUAAAUUGUUAUCGUAAUAUAUUUUUCUAAAAAUUAAAAGUGAAAUUUUUAUAGUUUUGCAUGAAUUUAUAUAUUUGUACAUAGAUAAUAAAAAGUAUUAGGUUAGAAUAACGUAUUGUGUAGUAAUAACUAAAAUGUCAAAAAAGUGGGAGUGAAAAAAAUAAAUAUAUUUGUGACAGUACUACAGUUUAUGUGAAUUUAUUGAUAUUUAAUUGUAAAUAAUAAGUUUUUUUAACACUAAGUAUUAUCUGUGCCUACAAUAGUUAAUUUUAAUUGUGUAAUUGUGGCAUUGUUUUUAAUUGAAGAGUGAGUCAUUAAACAAAAAUAACAAAUCAUGUCUGGUUUUAAAGUGUCUGCAUUAUAUGAUUUUUCUGGUGAACCGGGCACUGGUGAACUAUCAAUUAAAGCUGGUGAUAUAUUAACAGUAACACGUAGUGAUGUGGGUGAAGGAUGGUGGGAAGGGACAAAUGCAGCAGGUAAAUCUGGAUUAUUCCCAGCUGCAUAUGUAGAGACAAUAUCAACAAGUGGUCCACCAGACAGACCUCCGCCUAUGUUACCGCCUCAAGCAUCCGUCGAUAGUGAUAAUAAUUGGGGUGGUGAUAAUAAUACAGGAAAUGAUGCAGACGGAUGGGAUGACGAUUGGGAUGAAGAUACUUACUCUGAAAUUGGACCUGGUGGAAACUCACAGCAAAUUUAUGCAAAUGAUAACGUUGGUGGGGGUGCUCCGACAAUGCCCUUACCUGCUGUACCGUAUGAUGAUAAUAUAUCAAAUUAUGGUGGAAGUGAUUCUCGAGGUCCAGUUGCUAAAAAAAAUUUAAAUCGUUUUUCUAAUUUCGUUAAGUCUGGUAUUGAGAGUUAUAUAUUUGGUGAUUUAAAAAUCCAAGUAUCGGAUGCUGAUAAGAUAUAUAUUUCACUAUCGGAUCAUGGUAUAUGCAGUUGGCCCUCCAUAACACGACCUUACACUGUACAGGUUGCAUCGCCCAAAAAAGAAUCGAAAUUAAAAGGACUUAAAAGUUUUAUUGCAUAUCAAUUAACACCGAGUUUUAAUAGUAUUCAAGUAUCACGUCGCUAUAAACAUUUUGAUUGGCUACAUGAACGCUUGACAGAGAAAUUUUGUAUAAUUCCCAUUCCACCAUUACCUGAUAAGCAAAUAUCAAAUCGGUACGAUGAACAUUUCAUCGAACAUCGGCGUGUACAACUUCAAGCAUUCGUUGAUUGGGUUUGCCAACAUCCAGUGUUAUCUGUUUGCGAAGUAUGGCAACAUUUUCUUACUUGCACCGAUGAAAAACGUUGGAAAUUAGGUAAACGACAAGCGGAAAAAGAUAAUUUAGUUGGUGCAAAUUUUUGUGUACUAUUAGAAACCCCAGAGAAAUUAUUAAUGCCUUUUGUCUUAGACCCACAAAUAGAACGAUGUCAAAAUUUUAUACAUAGCUUAGAUAAUUCAUUAAAAAAUUUAAUGGCAACGGUGAUUGAGCAAACAAAAAAACAUCAAGGUCCAUAUAAACGGGAAUUUCAAAAAGUUGGCGAAAGUUUUUAUGCAUUUGGAACCUCGCUAGACUUGGGCGAAGAUAGUGCAGCGAUACCAUCCAAAUUAACGGAUGCGGUAAAACGUACUGGUGCUACAUAUAUUGAAAUUAGUAAAUUGAUCGAAGAUCAACCGAAAUAUGAUUGGGAACCGUUAAAUGAUCGAUUGCAUUUAUAUAAAGGUAUUACACAAGGUUUUCCCGAUGUUUUAGCGGUUCAUAAAGUGGCAAUGAAUAAACGUAAAGAAUGUGAAAAGUUAACGUCCGAUCAAAAAAUGAAUGUGUCCGAAUUAACUGAAGUGACACGUAAAACUGAUGUUAUUAAUUAUGGUAUUUUAGCUGAAAUCAAUCAUUUUAAAAAAGAACGUGAAAUUGAUAUACGAAUUACAAUGAAAGCAUUUUUACAACAACAAAUACAAUUUUAUGAAAAUAUUGUUCAUAAAUUACAAAAUACUUUAGAUUUAUUUGAUGAACAAUAAAAAUUGUUUUUAUUUUUCAAUUUUUUUUUUCAUUUUUUUCUACCAUAGAAUAUAUUGGGUGUCACAUAACGAUCACCUUCGGACAAUACAAGAAUAAAAGUAUUAAUUCUAAGCAGAUAAAGCCCAUGCUUAUAAAACCUUGUGAUUAUCUCACCGUUGAUCGAAUAUUGGAUAAAAUGUUUUUUCCUUUUUUUGGUCGUAUUUUCGGGGGCUCGAGAAAGCUAACAUCUCGCUACAUAGAAUUUUCUUAUGUAACAAGUUGCCCAAUAGAACGUAAAGAACAAAUAUAAGUCUCAACGGGAAUUACAAAGUUUGUGAGUCGCGGGCAUGUGGCCUAUAAAGUUAUCGUAACUGAUCUCAUGGCCACGUCAUAAUAGGGAUGUUGUCUAAAUUUUUAUUAUCACUACAUUUGAAGAAUUCUCCCUGGACGGGCAGAAAAAUGAAAUUGGUUUUUGAAAAUCUUUAAUAGUAUGCA
Molecule: messenger RNA, 2591 nt
Organism: Chrysoperla carnea
Lineage: Eukaryota; Metazoa; Arthropoda; Insecta; Neuroptera; Chrysopidae
Gene: SH3PX1
Product: sorting nexin lst-4
Exons: 1
Coding region: 449-2116 (555 amino acids)
Biological process (GO): endocytosis; protein transport; mitotic cell cycle
Cellular component (GO): cytoplasmic vesicle; plasma membrane
Molecular function (GO): phosphatidylinositol binding; protein binding
Source: RefSeq, a predicted model, not a curated record